Messenger RNA from Carassius carassius (crucian carp), 3016 nucleotides. RefSeq names its product twist-related protein-like. Gene Ontology annotation, molecular function: protein dimerization activity; RNA polymerase II transcription regulatory region sequence-specific DNA binding; DNA-binding transcription factor activity, RNA polymerase II-specific. The record is from RefSeq and is a predicted model, not a curated record. Lineage: Eukaryota; Metazoa; Chordata; Actinopteri; Cypriniformes; Cyprinidae. The transcript is spliced from 2 exons. The coding region runs from base 261 to 878 and encodes 205 amino acids. Gene Ontology annotation, biological process: developmental process; regulation of transcription by RNA polymerase II.
AAAACCAGAUAGUGAUUUUGAGGUUUCAAGAACUGACCUAGAGCUACGUGACAUACUGAGGAGACGGGUGAUUUUUACGAACCCAGACGAAUGGCUGCAUGAUCUGGCACCUUACUGAGUUCAGAAAAAGCAGCUUCUUGUUUUUUGGAGUGAUUCGUUUUGCUUUUCUUUUAAAAAUUGUCCAAGGCAAAGAACUGGGCCGCAAGCGAAGAAGCAAAAACAGGAUAGAAGCACGGGAUUGACAAGGACGGCUGAGCGUCAUGCGAGAGGAACAGUCUUGUGGCGACUUUCCCGAGGGUGGGGUCCUACCCAGUGAAGAGGAGCAAGAACGUCGACCUAACAAGUGCACCGUCGUUGUUGCACCACCAACAGGUGCUCGAAAGCGGCUGACAGGUCCUAAGAAAGAGCCUGGUACACCCCUAAAACUGGACGACAAGACGUCACCAGAGGGCCCAUCCACGAUCGUUCCCUCUUGCCCCAAGCGGCCCAAGAGAAGUUCUCCUCCUUCCUCAUCGACCUCUGUGGCCUCCCUAGUGCCCACCGUGAGCUCGGUGUCACCUGUGCCCGGGCAACCGUUCGAGGACCUCCACACGCAACGAGUGAUCGCUAAUGUCCGGGAACGGCAGCGCACACAGUCCCUAAAUGACGCAUUCGCCUCACUGCGGAAGAUCAUCCCAACGUUGCCUUCAGACAAACUGAGUAAGAUUCAGAUCCUCAAACUGGCUUCAAGAUACAUCGACUUUCUCUACCAGGUUCUCCAGAGCGAUGAGAUGGAUGCCAAGCUGGCCAGCUGUAACUACCUGGCCCACGAAAGACUGAGCUACGCCUUCUCCGUUUGGAGGAUGGAGGGCGCUUGGUCCAUGUCCGCCACUCACUAGACGUUCACCCAUUCCUGAUCCUCCCUGCCGACCCUACAGCCCGAUACAACCCUCCAGAUCCAACCAGCCUCUGAACUCUGAACCUGCAGUCUGCCCCAGAGAAAGUGACUCUGAUUUUUAAAUCUAUCGCUGUCUGUCUACUAGCUAUGGCUUCAAAUUCACCAGCAACAGCCAAUUGACUCCUGCUGCCAUGACUUGACCCUGCCUAAAGCUGACCUCUGACCUUCCAACACUGAACUUUUUACUUCUUCUCAGAGCAACCAUCUAAAGGUAUGUCAGUGAAAUGUUAUAAAUGAAAUAUGGUAUCUGAUAUGAGCACAUGGAUCUGGUUUAGUCCAAGUUGUUUAUCUGAAAGUUCGCGCUUCUCUAUCGCAAAUAUGAAAAAAUGACUUGGUUAUUGAUUAUGGACUUGUUGUGUUUAUUUUAUUACAUAGGCUACCACAUAAGAUUGGUGUUUAAUGAAUUUAGGGGCUAUAUUUACCUUUCCUCAAUUUAUGUGGAAUCAUGCAUAAUCAAACAUGCUCCCAAAAUGAAUUAAUUCCACAGAGAAUGCAGAGUGCAUUAUGUUCGUAAAUAUCAGAAUUCAUACAGACCGAGGUUGUACUGUGUGCUGUUUUAAAUAGUGCUGAUCAUGGACGCUCUGUGCCCAGUUACAACAAACCUCAAAUUAAGACAUUACUUUUAAUAAUAUAAUAAUCUGUAAGGGUAUUAACACCUACAUUAUUUUUUUCAGGGGUUUGUUGUAACUGCCUCCUGGCCCUUAGUGUGGCUUGGGCAGCUCUAGAACUGAACCUGUUUUUGUGGCUGAACCUUUAACCAGCUGGAGUAGCCAACAGUUAACCUGUUUCAGAAUCACAUUUACACUGCAAAUUCAAUAGCAUGAAACAAUAAAUAAAUUAAAUAAACUAAAUGCACAUACAUAAAUGAAAAGUUUUUUCAAUGGUGCAUAAUAAUUUUCCAAGUAUUGUGUAAAUUUUAUCUUGACUGUAUAAUAGACUCAGUGUCUGGUUAAAUAUCUUCAGGCAUUAGAAGCAAACUCUUUGGGUAUUUAUUAAUUUAUUUAUCGCACAACAGAAAGGUACAAAAAAUUAUUAAAAAAAACUGUCUUAAAGAGGACAUUUUUACAAUGUGCUGGAUAUUAAUGGCUUUACUGUCCUUUUAAUAAUUAUUUGCAGAAAUAAGCUGAUCUAAAUGUUGUACUCAUUUAAAAUGGACCAAAUGCUAACAAUUUCAGAUUUGUCCAAAUAGUAAUAGGUGUUCAGCAAUAGGAAUUUGUAACUCCAAACAUGUCAAUUAGUUAAAAAAAAAAAGAUUAUAUAUAUAUAUAUGAUAAUAAUAAAAUGCAUAAAAAUGCAUGCUGUCUCAAAAAUGUGAGAGAUAAUAGUCCUUUUGAAAAUGCAACAUGAAUGCAAAACUCCUCUUAAGAUUCUGCAGUUUCCACUUAUACACACAGAAGAAGAACAGAUAUUAAUCAUACACCCAUUGACAAAUUUAUAUUGAUUUCAUGUGACCUAUGUUUAUCGUAAACACUUACUUGUGCAGUUUACCUAAAUACGAUUAGCACAGCUUCCAGCUUGAGAUAUUUUGCUGCUGAGGUUAUCAUACGCAGGCCUACUUGUGUAGCCUCUCCUUUGGAUUUCAUACAUAUACCACUAUCCCAGAGGACAUCAUGCUUCGACUACAAGCCAACAAUCCUUCCCUUCUUCUAAUGGAGCAAUACAACAAAAUGCAAACAAAAAAAAAGACCUCCACCAUCUAAAGGAUCUAAGAUUGUUCAGAUUAUUCCACAUGACUCUGGAUCAGACUCUGAUUGAGUGGCAGAGUGCUGAUUUGUGAUCAGUGUUCAUUGACUUUGAUUAUGCAUGGACACGCAGAGGCAGACUGACUGCCAUAAGGACUCUACACUUAUAGCUAACCUAUACCAGCUAGCCUGAUGGAAAAAAUGCUUCGUAGACUCACUAUAUUCCCUGAUAUACAGAUCUGAUCAGAGUUGUUGUGCUUGUCAUUAAUGCUGUAUAUUAGCCAACAUUAUUACUUCUGUGACAGUGUAGCAAUUGUGUCAUGGUAUAUACCACAUCCGUCUAAAUGUAAAGGUUGUUACGUUUAAAAAAAAUAAAGCUGUAAGAUUAAUUCUGCAA